AUGGAGCCCUCAAUCGAAGUGGUGGCCACCAAGGCGUUCCGUGACCAGAAACCAGGCACUUCUGGACUCCGGAAAAAGACAAAAGUGUUCAUGAACGAACCUCACUACACGGAAAAUUUCAUUCAAGCGAUCUUAGAAGCGAUCCCCGAGGGAUGCACAAACGCUACUCUAGUGGUCGGAGGUGAUGGCCGGUUCUACAACAGUGAGGUGAUGCAGCUAAUUGCGGCAAUUUCCGCUGCCAAUGGCGUGAGAAAGCUGAUUUUGGGACAAAACGGGAUUUUGUCCACACCUGCUGCAUCGCAUAUUAUUCGGUCGUAUCACGAGAAAUGCACAGGUGGUAUUAUCUUGACCGCGUCGCACAAUCCAGGCGGUCCCGAAAAUGAUUUUGGAAUCAAAUACAACCUCAGCAAUGGAGGUCCUGCGCCGGAGUCCGUUACCAAUGCUAUUUAUGAAAAGUCGAUGCUCCUCACGCAGUACAAAAUCGUCAAAAAUUUUCCCAAAAUCGAUUUCUCCAAAAUCGGCCAAAAUCAGGAUUACGCUGGGUUUUUGAUUGAUGUCGUAGACUCGACCGCCGAUUACGUGUCCUUGAUGAAAUCGAUUUUCGAUUUUGACCUUAUUAAACGGUUUAUCGACGUCCAAAGAUCCACCAAGGGCUUUAAAAUCCUAUUUGACUCCAUGAACGGUGUCACGGGACCCUACGGGAAGUCCAUAUUCGUCGACGAGUUGGGCUUGCCAGCAGAGGAAGUGUUGCAGAACUACGUUUCGCUACCAGAUUUCGGAGGCUUGCAUCCUGACCCCAAUUUGACGUAUGCCCACACUUUGGUCGAGAGGGUCGACAAGGAGGAGAUCGCGUUUGGUGCUGCUUCUGACGGUGACGGUGACAGAAACAUGAUUUACGGCUGUGGACCCGCAUUUGUUUCUCCAGGAGACUCGGUUGCCAUUAUCGCGGAAUAUGCUUCGGAAAUUCCUUACUUCAAAAAUCAAGGUAUCUACGGAUUGGCACGUUCUUUCCCCACGUCUGCAGCCAUCGAUCGCGUUGCCAAGGCGCAAGGUCUACAAUGCUACGAAGUGCCGACCGGCUGGAAGUUUUUUUGCGCGUUGUUCGACGCGAAGAAGCUGUCCAUCUGUGGUGAAGAGUCGUUUGGUACCGGUUCAAACCACGUCAGAGAAAAAGACGGCGUGUGGGCUGUUGUUGCGUGGCUGAAUAUUCUUGCGAUCUACGACAGGGAUCAUCCUGGUAGCGAUGUGUCUAUCAAGACUAUUCAGGAAGCCUUUUGGAAGAAGUACGGGAGAACGUUCUUUACUCGAUACGAUUUCGAACAGGUGUCAAGUGAGGCGGCCAACAAAGUGCUACAAGUGCUUGAGGAUAUGGUCAAGACCAAGGAAGACGCCGUUGGCAAGCCAUUCCCCGGCGAGCCAAGCCUGACUGUCACUGAUUGUGGGGACUUCAGUUACACCGAUUUGGACGGCUCAAUUUCGGAGCACCAGGGUCUCUAUGCUAAACUUUCCAAUGGAUGUCGAUUUGUGAUUAGACUUUCUGGUACCGGCUCUUCGGGCGCCACCAUUAGACUCUAUAUGGAGCGCUAUACCGACGAGUCCUCCAACUACCCGCUCACCGCUGACAAGUUCUUGGAGUCCGACAUUCAGGGCAUUUUGAAAUUUUUGAAGUUCCAAGAAUUUUUGGGAACUGACGAACCAACCGUAAAAACAUGA
Molecule: messenger RNA, 1713 nt
Organism: Lachancea meyersii CBS 8951
Lineage: Eukaryota; Fungi; Ascomycota; Saccharomycetes; Saccharomycetales; Saccharomycetaceae
Source: the annotation of a GenBank genome assembly